AUGCGGUCACUUAUUCCGCUGACGGCUCUGCUGUGCUCUUUAGCCUUUAUUCUUCCAUCAAAUGCUAACAAAUUUGAUCAACAAAUAAAGGAGAUAUACGCCAAUCCGUUAUCGCACGGAUUUGGCGAGGAUAUCGAUUGGGUUCCAUGGGAAGAUGCGAUCGAGAAGGCCUUGGACAGCAACAAACCAAUCUUCCUGCUCAUUCACAAAACGUGGUGUCAUGCCUGCAAAGGUCAGCAUAUCCGGAUCCGCUCAAGAAGACUUUCCAACAGUCAAAACGCUCGCAAAGCAUUUAAAAAGCUUUCUGAGUACUUCAUCAUGGUGAACACAGAGGAUGAUGAGGAACCUUUCGAGGAGGAGUAUCGCCCAGACGGAAAAUACAUUCCAAGGCUUCUAUUCCUCGACAAAAAUGGUGAUCUCCUUGAGCAAUUCAAGAACAAGAAAGCCGAAUACAAGAACUAUGCCUACUACUACUCAUCACCUGCUGAUAUUAUCAACUCGAUGAAGGAAGUCUUGCGGUUCUACGAAAUCGAGGUAAUAUAUUUAUUUGAUUCGGUUACGGGUGGUUACAAGACCGAACUCUUGCAAUGA
Ostertagia ostertagi is the source of this 591-nucleotide messenger RNA. NCBI's taxonomy places the organism in Eukaryota, Metazoa, Nematoda, Chromadorea, Rhabditida, Trichostrongylidae. The record is from the annotation of a GenBank genome assembly.